Acanthoscelides obtectus is the source of this 481-nucleotide messenger RNA. The record is from the annotation of a GenBank genome assembly. Lineage: Eukaryota; Metazoa; Arthropoda; Insecta; Coleoptera; Chrysomelidae.
CGAUCGUCCGCUGUUUUCGGCUGUGCGUCUGCUGCCAAACUGGUCCAGCGCUCACGCGAUCUUUCGGAAGAAGUUGCGCCCGGUAGCAUUUCGUGAUGAGGAUUUGAUGGCUUUGGAUAUUUUUUGUUUUUGCAAUUAGUUGCUGUUAGCGCCUGAGUUUCGGAGGUUGUUAUUGGAAGUGCCCCUGUGUCAAAGUCGACUUGAGGUGCUAUAAUCGUCGAACCAUGGUGCUGAGACAGUGGUGUGUGCUUGUUUUGGGACAACUCCUUUUAGAAGCUCUCUCGAUCGCUAAAGGCAGCAGCGGUGGCCGCAGUAGUAGACUGUUCGGUCUCCGGAUCAGUCGCCGUGCGCUGUGCGGGUUUGAGUCCCGUCCCAGGAGGAAUUUUUCUCUUGGCCAUGGAUGCUGUGAUUGUCCGUAGGUGGUAGACAGUCUCUGACUGUCGAGCGCGGAGGUACUAUCCGGCGGAUCUCGUAGGAGGAG